AUGGACCCGGAAGAGCGUACAAGUGAAAACUUGCCGUCACUGAUCAGCAGAACAGAUAAUACAAGCGUUUCUUCCGUAGCAGGGAACGAUUCUUCUUCUAGCAAAUCUGAUUCCAACCCAUUUUUAUUACCCUACAUAGAGGAGGAGCUAGACGAGUCUCACAUUCAACGCAUCAAAUCCAAGUUCCGAUCUUACGAGGAAUUGAAGGCUGAUUUUCAAAAGAUCAACGCUCAAGUGAAGAUGGACUUCGAAAUCCUAAUGGAAAUAAUGGAAUCGCUUAAUAAGUCUGAUAUUCCCGAUGAACGGCUUCCAUUUCUUUUGGAGGACUUAUCGUACUUGUUGCACCAGGUACGAUUUCUCUUCAUUUUACUAAAUUCCGAUCAGGUUGAUAAUGGUCGACUGUUCUCCGAGAACGAGGGUUUCAACUUACUGCGGAGAUUUAUGACACAUCCAAAUAUUACCAUUCAAAAGCAAGUGCUCUCCACGAUGAGUGCUGCUAUUCAAGGGAACUCCGAUGUUAAAAUUGUCGCACUACAAUCUGGGCUGUUGGACAUGCUCUGCCUCAAACUGAGAAACUGUACCGAUUCUACAUAUCCUCCAGAUGAAUCUGUCACCCUGAUAGCGAGUGUUUUAACUACGCUGAGUGCUUUGCUGCGAGACUUUCCGUCUGCUCAGAAGUAUUUCUUUUCUACGGACCGUGCCAUACAACCGUUACAGGCUGGCUUCGAUUUGCUGGCAACGUUGUUUGAUUACAAGGUGGACGGGGAGGAAUUACGAAACAAAAUGUCACGCAUACGUAUUCAACUUCAUCUCUUCGUCUCGGACUUGGUUUUGGAAAGGACUAACGCAAAACAAAGGGCUUCUUUGCCAUCAGAACAACAUAACAAACGACUGGUGAAAUUGUAUUCCGAAACCGAAUUCGAAACCGCCCUGGUACGUUCCGGAUGGUGUGACCGGCUAUAUCACUCCUUGUUGCAUGAUAUGCCCAAGGGAGUUUCUGCUGACCGCGUAAACACUGUUUCCACUCAUGGACCACGUCAGGAACUGCUCUCUGCCACGCUUCAUUUGCACCCAUUUUGUGACAAGGUGCAACCGGAGGUGUACUCGUUACUUCAAGAAUUCGAACAGGAGUAUGCUGCGUACUUAGCCCUUCCAGAAAACAAGAAUGACUUGUUUUACCAAGACAUGCUGAACCUUGUAGUGGGAGUCCGUAAACUAUUUGAUGAAUCCCUUGCCUCCAGACGGGCCGCUGAUGAGCUUUGAUGUGCUUUCUGUCACCUGGGGAGCUAAUUUUACUGAAAUUGGCUGCAAUAUUUUGUACAGCGUUUUAU
Molecule: messenger RNA, 1331 nt
Organism: Opisthorchis viverrini
Lineage: Eukaryota; Metazoa; Platyhelminthes; Trematoda; Opisthorchiida; Opisthorchiidae
Exons: 5
Coding region: 1-1263 (420 amino acids)
Source: RefSeq, a predicted model, not a curated record